Messenger RNA from Rhodofomes roseus, 2831 nucleotides. RefSeq lists its product as uncharacterized. Lineage: Eukaryota; Fungi; Basidiomycota; Agaricomycetes; Polyporales; Fomitopsidaceae. The transcript has 2 exons. Gene Ontology annotation, molecular function: protein binding. The record is from RefSeq and is a predicted model, not a curated record. Bases 310 to 2364 code for a protein of 684 amino acids.
GUCGUCCACCUGCGUUCUCAGCCGCAGGCUUUCAUCUUCUUGGAGGCCGCAUAUUUUACUCGCCUUGUGAAUCAUUGGAAUUCUAUUUGCUUUGACCUGGCCGCUAUACCGCCUUGCAGUAUUCUACGUCCAUGCCGCGUCUACGCCUCCUCUGGACGGGCACUCGCUUUCUCGCCGUUUGCGCGGGCGCGGUCUCCGGUGGCUUCCGCACAGCAUACGCCGCCUCGUAUCAUAUCUAAAAACUUCGUUACCUCGCACGGCGAAAAGCGUUCGGAGGCGUCGGCGAAGACGGCCUUUCUGCGGACGGAGAUGGCUCAUGGUCCACGAUCACGCGAAGAGAUGAACCCGGUACCAUCUUCCACCUCAACAGAGGCCAUGCGAGGUCCGCCUAAUACCUCUCGUGAUCGAGGGCAGCAGCCUGCACAAUCUCCAUUGGGCGCGCGAGAAGUAGUAGGCAGAGCACCGACCAGGGAAGGCGAGAGGUCUACGUUAAAGGAGGAACACGCGUCACGCGUGUCUAGCGACACGGCACCACAGGACGCGGAAACGGAGAGUACGUUGGAGGGGCAUGAUCUGCCGACGGAUGUCGCGCGCAGCAACUACCCAACAUCCUCGCCGUUCGUCAGCGACCUCGUUCGCGAAUUACGCGGCCUGCUGAGAAAAAAGGGUGAGCCGACUGCCAUGAAGCGCCUCCACGCCUUCCUAGACAAAAUGCCAGACGACAAUCCCACGCGCUUCCAAGCCUUCGAGGCGACUAUGCGCAUGUUUCUGCGGGAGGGAUGCCCCAUGGCAGCGGUGACUUGCUAUACGCGCAUGACGGAGGAGGGAUUCCUCUGUUCGAUAUCCCUGCGCGCGCAGAUGAUGGUCGUUUCGUUGGUCAACCGGUUGCCUGCGCCCACGGAGUUCUUCGCAUUGUUGGAGACGUGGUUCCAGAACAAGCGUUUCGACGAGAGCGCACUUCAGGACAUGCUGUUCCUCCUGGACGACGUCAUCAGCAAGGACCCGGUCUUCGUUGAUACGGUGGCCAAGCUAUAUCUGCGCUGCAAGCCUCCUGGUUACUCCUUCUCGCGCGGGACCGUCAGCUGGCUAGUCUACGUCCAUGCGCGGGCUGGCUCCAAGGAUUCUGCGAAGGAAUGGAUUGACCCCGAGCGCCAUGCUGGCGCCAGCAGCCCGAACCCAUACACAAGCCUCCUGCGCUUCGUCGACGGCUCUUCAGGAGACGACGAGCUCUACCUCUGGAUCAUACAGCGUAUGCGGGAGUUCCAGAUCCAGCCAGACCUCCCCUUCUAUAACGCGCUCCUGUUUGCCGAGUUUGCGCGGAGGAGGUACGAGCACGCCUUCAAGAUCUAUGCGCUUCUGAAAAGCAGCGACGACCCCGCGGUCACCCCCGACGGGCUCACCUUCACGACGCUCUUCCGUGUGCAGCUCGACAUGUCCCGCCCGGAUACUCAACGGAUGCGGAGUAUGCCCGGCGCGCCAUCCCCCCGCCAACUGUAUCGUGAGAUGAUCGCCUGCCAUGUAUCGCGCACGGACAACGGCCUCGAGGGCACCCUGACGGACAGCACGCUGGUCUUAGCACUUCGUGUCUUCAUGAAGAGGCGAGACUACGCUGCUGCGUUCGUCGCGUUGAAGACCAUACAGCACUGCAAGAUGCCCAUUGACCUGGUAAUGUAUCACAGGAUUCUCGCCUUCCUGAUGCAGCGCAUCGAGCAGCAGCUGUCAUCGGUCGCGGUUCGUCGCGGUCCGCGUUCCUCCUGGUCUUACCGCUUCUUGGGCCUGGCGACUGCCCCUACGAAGCAGCGGCCAGUGUAUGAUCCCCGCGUGCUGGAUGCCGUCCUGCGAAUCGGCAUGAUACGGCGCCUCAGUCUUGAUUAUGUUGCCCCCCAGCUGGAACUUACCGACGACGACCCUCCCGAGGAACGCCCAGACUUCGAUGCGCCAGCAGGGUCAAGCACGCAUAAACAGUCGGCACCCACUCGUUCGCCCAAGCUGCCAGAGUCUUCUUUUGAUUUCGAGACGUAUACCAAGGCCUUCCGGAUACACGGCAUGCCCACCACUUUGGACGUGACAGGGACCGUGAAAUCAAAUCCACGCCGGAUCUACUCUGCAACGCCCCUCGAGCGCAUACUACGGCGCGCCAUGCUCGCGGAUCGUCCGGCUUCCAUCGUGGCGGCGAUGAAGGAUGUGAAUACAGAGCUCGCGAUGGCCAAAGAGCAGAUGCUUGGGGAUCUGAAGAACAAAUUGUCGAGGUCUUCGGCUGGGAAGCAAAAACGACGGGAUGUCGAUCGCAAUGGGUCUAAAAAGCAGGCGGACGGGGCUGCGUCGGGGCGGGCGGGCGAUAAUGCGAUUGAGGCAGACGGCUGAUCUUCUGUGGUGUCUAUACAUUAGGACGGUUCAUAUUAUUAGUGUAGAGGAAACUCUGUGGAGUUCUAGUGUUCCCUGGGAUAACGAUGUUCUGUGAUGCGGGCAAGUACGAAAGCGAUGAGGACAACAUAGACGAUUAGGGGUUGAACGUUGAACGUGUACAGGAGCAGCAAUGCCCAUGAACACGGAAGCAACUUGCAAUUCGAGGCAAACCUCUUCGACGCGCCGACUCCAGCUCACGGUCGCGCUUUCUUCUUCGUCGGCGGCGAGCGCGAUCCGUCCUCGCGCUCCCUCUUCAGGCCGGAGCCCUUGUACUUGGUUCGCGAGGACGGCGACGUGUUCUGCGCUCCAUGGUACUGCGGCACCUCGGUGAAGUUGUUCUGCGACAGCGGCGUCCGGUCGCUGAUCAAGCAGCCGCUCGCGCUCUGCACCCGCGCCAUCGGGCCCUUCUUGCGCGGCGGCGUCGA